Etheostoma cragini (Arkansas darter) is the source of this 1928-nucleotide messenger RNA. Its product is annotated as cAMP-responsive element modulator-like. Gene Ontology annotation, biological process: regulation of transcription by RNA polymerase II. Gene Ontology annotation, cellular component: nucleus; ATF4-CREB1 transcription factor complex. Gene Ontology annotation, molecular function: DNA-binding transcription factor activity, RNA polymerase II-specific; RNA polymerase II cis-regulatory region sequence-specific DNA binding. NCBI's taxonomy places the organism in Eukaryota, Metazoa, Chordata, Actinopteri, Perciformes, Percidae. The coding region runs from base 135 to 935 and encodes 266 amino acids. The transcript has 6 exons. The record is from RefSeq and is a predicted model, not a curated record.
GGAACUGCAGAUGAUCUGCCACCAUCCUCUGCUGGCAUUCAUGGAUGACUUUGGCAUAGGAGCUGGGAUGCAGGUACUUCCGACAUCUCAUCUCUUCAUCUUUCAACCGCCCCAAAACCUGGAGGAAGAGAAGGAUGGAAAAGAAAAGGGCUCAGGGGAGACAUCAGAGUGAUCAGCACCCUCAGUCAGGGCCAGUCAGAAUGAACCAGGUGAAGACAGUCAAAGAUGAGAAAUAUCAGCCAGGUGCACCUGUGCCCUGCAUUCCAACACCUGUUUACCAGCAGACCAGCCUCCAGAACCAGUACAGUGGGGUUUUUCAUGGCGCUCCUGUCAAGUCCGUGGCUGGGACGACACAGAAGCUGUUUACGACCAUGACCAGCACACAAACACCACAGCUUCGAUCAAGCGCCUUUCAAUAUUACUGCAAGGAAAACUGUUGUAUGCCCCCACUGUCAGUCGGAUUUUCUCAAGAAGAGCCCUUCAGGUUCCCACCUAGUGGGACACAGAACCUCCCCUCUUCGGCCAUGAGCUGCCCACAAACACCACAGCUUCAUCCAAGAAAUCUUCAGCACAACAAGGAGACAUUGGAUUUCCUGCAGCAGAACACUUCGCCAGCAUUGCGAGGAACCUCAGGUGACAUGACAGCCUGCCAGCUGUACAACACCAGCUCGAGCCUCCCACAGGGGGUGGCCAACACAUCCAUGGGGUCGGCAGGGGCCAGCGCUCAAAGCAACCUGAAACGUGGAAAAGUCAAUCUAGAAAAGAAGGAGCUUCGCUUGAUGAAGAACAGGGAAGCCGCCCGGGAGUGUCGACGAAAGAAGAAGGAAUAUGUCAAAUGCCUCGAAAAUCGCGUGGCUGUACUCGAAAAUCAAAACAAGACUUUGAUUGACGAGCUUAGAGCCUUAAAAGACAUCUACAGACACAAAGUCGAGUGAUUUCUUUGAUUGUGUAGACUGUGUUGUUCUGCUUCUGUAGGGUGUCUCGAGGACUCUGACUUUGCCUAUACAGACACACACACACACACACACACACAUGCUCACACACACUCACACAAAACACUCCUUGUCCUUGCUGUAAAACGUGUUUACACCAUGAUGUCAAUGUUUCUAACUGUGAUUAUCCAAAGCGCCACCACCAGCGAAAACAAGAACCUUGUUUCAGGUCAGAGUUUUUAUUAUCAGUGAGUAUUACAAGAAGCUUAUGUCCCUUUGAACAGGGAUAGUGCCAGAAAAUACAGGAAUAGAAGGAGGGACUAUAUGGACCAACUGCAGACUCGCAACAUCGCACUGGAAAAAGAGAAUGAGAUGCUGAAGGCCGAGCUUGAGUACUUGAGGCCACCCUGCCUAUAUCUGGCACAGAAGCCUUAACAGCCACCACCUUAACUGCAAUGAAUUUGACAUCCCUAAUGAUCCUUUUCAGCAUUUUGCUGUAUUAAAAAUAAAUAUAUUGAUAGUGUUUGUGGUAGUCUGUUUUUUCCAUGGAGGUGUGUGAAUGCUGGAUGCCGACAGAAGCCAAAUGUUCAAAAGGAAUCGGCUCAUUGGGGCUUAACAUUGCAAUGUUUUUGUUUUAUGUGAUUCCCCUUCAGAAAUCCUGAUUCAAGCAUACUAUCACUGCAUUUAUCAACCCUCCUUGUUUGUAUUCGAUUUAGAGACCCACCAGGAUCUGUAGUGCAUCUGUAUCAGGACUUAUCUCAUAGUAACCUGUGGCAUUAAUAUUUACGUGGAACUGUAUUACUGUUUUAACUACGUUUUUUUGCUUCGUCUCAGUAUACGUGGCUGGAUUUAGAACUUUUUAACAAUCUUUUCUGUUGGUUUCUUUAUUUCUCCUCCGUCAGUUAACAUCUUAGCCGGUGGCUUGUUAUGAUCACACCAUCACUUUAAGGUCUACAUUUUUGUAUGUAUUUGUUGAAAUAAAUUCCUUGCUCAGUC